AUGGUGGCGGGGGCCGGCGCAAGUGGCGGGGUGGCGGAGGCCGCCGUCAGCAGCAGCCGCAGCAGCAGCAGGCGCCAGGUGCGGGGGGCGCCCCGCUUCCAGCAGCCGCCCCCGCCGUGGGCCACCGGGCAGAAUCCGUGGACGGGCGUCGUCCACGCCUAUCAUAUGCCCGUCCCGCGGGCUCCUGCACCGGGUCUCCUUGGCCCUCGUCCAGCGGGCCACCAGGCGUUCGUCGGCGCCCCCUACCAGCCCUACGGUGCCCCGCUCGCGCCACCACCCCUCGGUGGCUACGGCGCGCCCGCCCAGGUGCCGUCCUAUGGAGGUCAGCUACCACCGUCGGCACCUGCACCAUGGGACCCAGCCCUCCUGGCCACCCUACACUCGGCGCCGUCGCCGAGCAACUAUGGCGGUGGAGGCGACUGGUACAUGGACUCGGGUGCUACUGCGCACAUGACAGCUCAUCCCGGACGCCCGUACCCGGAUGGUGCUUCACCGAUGUGA
This is a messenger RNA of Aegilops tauschii subsp. strangulata, 501 nucleotides long. The record is from RefSeq and is a predicted model, not a curated record. Lineage: Eukaryota; Viridiplantae; Streptophyta; Magnoliopsida; Poales; Poaceae.